Toxotes jaculatrix (banded archerfish) is the source of this 1872-nucleotide messenger RNA. RefSeq lists its product as uncharacterized. Bases 40 to 1614 code for a protein of 524 amino acids. The record is from RefSeq and is a predicted model, not a curated record. The transcript has 9 exons. Lineage: Eukaryota; Metazoa; Chordata; Actinopteri; Toxotidae.
UCAGAGGGUAAACACAGAACCACAGAGAUUUCAGCAGAGAUGAAUAAAAUCAGAAGGUGGUUCAACAAACCAAAGAAGCCUUGUCCUGCUGAAGAUGCUGCAGCAGGUGGACGUCAGGUGUCCUGUGAGGUGUCCUCACAGCAGCCGGCAGGUCAGGGUGAACAGGAGCCUGUCUCAGUCAGAGACACGCAGACAGAUACACUGCAUGAAGGGACCUGCUGUGUCAGUGGAAAUCCUGAUGUGUUUAUAUGGACGACAAAUGCUCAUAAAGCAGAAAAUCUGCUGAUUCCACCUUUGACCUCAGAGUCCUGUCAUGAUGUCACCGUCGUCAUGGAGAUGCUGAGACCUGCCCCACAGCAGAGGGACGCUCCACUAUUGGAUGACAGGGAGCUCCUGCAGAGAGACGAACAACACCUCACAACAGAAGAGUCUGUCUGCAGACCUCCGACCUCCACUCCACUUCCUGUCUGGAGGUCACAGUUACAGGUAGAACAGGUGACAGGUGAGUUGAACCUUCAGAAAGACCUGAGUCACCUGAAUGUAUCAGAGGCCGCUGACACCCAGAGUCCAGGCCCAAACUCUGAUCCUGGAUCUGACUCAGGUGGUCUGACACCUGAUGUCAGUGAUAUCAUCAGCCUCAGACUUGCAGGGGGCGGAGCCUCAAACCCGUCAGCGCCCUCUCCUGGGCUUCCUGUCCGACCUUUCCUAAAGACAAGAGAUGACUUCUUCCUCCCGUCUUCUCAUCCAGGGGUGAGGGGGAGGAGGAUUCCCUGUUCCCUGCCCUGCUCCCCUCUGCUGGGGGGGAGAUGCUUUAGGUCCUCCCCCUCCUCCCCCUCUCCUCCCUCAGCUUUGUCCAGGCUUCAGGUGGAAGCAGCUCUGCAGAGAAGCAAAAACAUCAGACAGAAUAAACUCAACCCACCUGCCCCGAGUUCCCCACAGGUGAGGGAAGGGGCGGUGUGGGAGGAGGGGGAGGAGGAAGAUUCAGACCUGUGGUGUUUGGACUCCGUGAGCUCGAGGUACUGCCAGCUGACGCCCUGCAUCUGUUUCAGGUGUCCCAGUGCUCCUCCGUACGAAGCUGAAGUUUUCUCACCUGGAGACAUUCACACAGUUCCUUCGUUCAGCUCAGAAGAUCAGAGAUGUAGCCGCCGUCUGACCCAGCUGUCUCAGAGGACAGAGGUCCAGAGGACAAGGGGGGACAGUGAGCAGGAUUUGCCCAGAGACAGCUCCUGCCUUUACCCCAGUCUGAGUCUUUGGAGGAUUACAGGUGAUGCACAGACUGAACCGAGCAGGACACAGGAAAUAAACUCCUACGACUCCCAGGUAAACGACAACAACACUGAUGAUCACCUGCGGCAGAUUAUCUCAGAUAAACCAGGUGACCCGCAGUGCUCCUCUGAUCUGAGCUACAUUAUGAAGAAGGUGUUGAACCUGACCACCUGCAGCCGCGAUACAGCUUGUCCUGUUGAAUCCUGCAGCUUCUGUUCAGACACCGUCAGUGUCAUCAAACGUCGCCGCACAAACUGUGACCAGGAAACACCGACCUCUCACCUCACACCUGAGAACAGGAAGCACCAUCAGUGUCUCUGCCUUUCAACCAUCGUCAAUCUGAUCUGAGUCCAGCUUCCUGAAAAGCAUCAGCAGCUUCUGGAGGCAACAUGGACAAGAAGACACGUUUUCCUCUCAGCUUCUCGGUGUCUCUGUUCCGUGGACUGAAUCCCAGGCGUCUCUAACUGGACGGAGGCGAUCGGUUGAAUCAGUCCAGUCUGACAUAUUAACGGUUUUCACAGUAAAAGCCAGAUGUUGUUUUCUCGUUGACAUUUUACAGACUGAAUUAAAAAUAACAGACUCACACUGAACGUUAUUUAAACCACA